Molecule: messenger RNA, 1353 nt
Organism: Mycena citricolor
Lineage: Eukaryota; Fungi; Basidiomycota; Agaricomycetes; Agaricales; Mycenaceae
Source: the annotation of a GenBank genome assembly
CUGGGAUGCCCGGGAACAGUUCGUGAAAGUCGGCAUUUCGUUUAUUGCUGGCGACUGCGAAACCGGUCACCGGAAUAUCAUCCUCUCCAAGAUCCAGAUCCAGUCCACUUUCGUCGUCAUCUUCCGUAUCAGUCGUGUUUCCGUCAGAACUGUCCUCCAGACCGGAAUAGUAUGCUCCUUGAUGCUCAUCUGCAUCCUCGUGGCUCACGGCCGAGCCCGUCGUCUGUCUCCGCCGGUGCUCGCGUUUGUCGCCAGAUUUGGUACUGGUGCUCGUGUUCUGUCUGCGAUGUCGGGACGCUGCCGGCUCUGGGCUGGCGGUGCUAGUCGCUCUGCGGCGGGCCGACAUCUGCGGACUCUGCAGAGGAGACGUCACGAGGGACGGGCCGCCUCCGCUCGCCUCGCCAGUGUUCAUGACCUGGGGGUUCAUCGUCGUCUGGUGGUCUACUGACAUGCCGUGGUUCGCCAUUGCCAGCCCUGUCGCUGCCAGCGCGCCAGCCAAGCCAACGGGCUUCUUCGGGACGCUGCGUUUCCACGGCCGGGACGGCGACUUGCUCUUUCCACCCUUGGAGGAUGUGACCGAGAACACAUCAGUGUCUCGGCGGCUCGGAGGAGGGGAUCCACCCAUAGACGACACUGGACUCAUUUCUCGGGACCUUGUUGGCGGAGGAGAGUCAACGAGUUCAGGUCUGCCCUUGCGCACCUCAGCAGAGGCUGCCGGAUCCGGCAGAUUUGGCACAGCUGGGGGUUGCGCGUUCGUCACUUGCUGUCGUUUCAGCGACUUAUUGGAAGAUUGCGUGCGAAGCGGGGGAGGCGGAGGUGUUGGCACUUGACUCGACUUGGAUCCCUUUGGAGUAGGUGGGCGCGAUGGAGUGGUAGCAGGAAGUCCUUCGAUGGGAGGCGCAGCUGCUGCUGGUUUUGGCGGCACGGGAUGCUCGGGACUCGCAUCAUUGGCCACGACAGGCGAUGGUGGGAUGACUGUCACGCUAGGGUUCCCACUGCUGCGACCAGAGUGACCAAGGGUCGAACCAUUCCGUGACGAAGACUCCACAGUCGAUGGCGAUUGGCUACGAGUGUCGGAUGGCGAAAUGGGGGACGAUGAGCUAAGGGAGCGAUCUCUCGGGUGCGUUGCUGCGGGGGCCUUGACCAGUUUCGAGAGAAAAUUGGGCGCCAUCACAUAACUCGACGCCGGGGUAUAACUGUUUGGAGAGCAGAAGAAGCACGCGACUGACUAUCUUGGGUGAAAAAGGUAUUGAGAGAAUGAGCUACGAGACAGUCCGAUGAUUCGCUUCGUGGUCUGUGCUCUGUCCUCUCCGUUUGUCGCCUAGAACAAGGAAGAAAAAGGAAAGAUCGCGU